Molecule: messenger RNA, 3705 nt
Organism: Monascus purpureus
Lineage: Eukaryota; Fungi; Ascomycota; Eurotiomycetes; Eurotiales; Aspergillaceae
Source: the annotation of a GenBank genome assembly
AUGGAUGACCUUCAGUCUCUGGAGCUCUUCUCGCUCGUAUCGCGAAUAACGAACGAGCUCCAGAACCAUUUGGGCAUUAAUGACAAAACGCUUGCAGAAUUUGUAAUCGACCAACGUCUACAAUGUCGCUCAUUCGCGGAAUUCAAGGGGAAGAUUGAGGAAAUGGGGGCCGACUUCCCCGAAAGUCUGGUGGAGAGUAUUGACCGUUUAGUUUUAACGAUGCACCCGAAAUUUCAGUCAAAUGGAGCGGCUGCCGGCAAAGGUUCAGAAGGUGCAUCAGGGAAUGGCGAUAUGGAUGUUCUUGAUGCUCUGGAAAAGAAGGCGCGAGUGUUCAAGGGAUUAGCCGUUCCGGACCAGAAGCCGCGGUGGAACGACGAUGAAGACGCUCGGCGCGGUGGUACUGACGAGAAUGAUGCCCAAGCUGGCGCUAUGGACGAUACAUUUGCUAUGCUGGAGGGACUGGCAGGGAAGGCGAAAGAAGGCAAGACACGUACGAAAGACGAGGGGAGCGUCAGAAGACGAAGCAGGAGUCCCGAUCACGACUACUACGAUCGCGGACACAGGAGGAAGCAUAGGUACCGGUCUCGAUCUAGGUCACGCAGCGGUGUUCGCUACAGUCGGGAAGAAGAUGAUGACGAGGUAGAUGGAUUCGGCAGAUCGAGAAAAUAUCGCAGCAAGGAAGAUGGGUAUCGCAAUGGCCGCAGUGACCGCCGUAAAGGACGGGGUCAAGAUGAAGAUGAAGACUAUUUCCGACGGCCUCCUCCCGUGGAGCUAGAUGACCAGCCGAUUCUUUACAAAAUCUACGAUGGCCGUGUCACGGGUGUGAAAGACUUCGGUGCUUUCGUGAACCUAUUGGGUGUUAAGGGGAAGGUGGAUGGCCUAGUGCAUGUUUCUGCGAUGCAAGAAGGGGCUCGGGUAAAUCAUCCUUCGGAUCUAGUUUCACGAGGACAACCAGUCAAAGUCAAAGUUAUCAGCAUACAAGGCUCCAGGAUAGGGUUGUCGAUGAAAGAAGUCGACCAGGUGACAGGACAAGACCUUGUACCUCAGCGGCGCAUUGCGUCAGGUGCCAAUAUGGAACGUCUUGACGGUGCGGCUGCCAAGGACAGAUACGGCAACUUGAGUUCGGAAGUUCCAGUCAUUGAGGGUUCUAACAACAGGCCAAUAAAGAAUCGGAAACGGUUAACUUCCCCAGAGCGAUGGGAGAUCAAGCAAUUGAUUGCUUCUGGCGCGUUCUCUGCAGCCGACUAUCCUGACAUCGAUGAGGAAUACCAAGCCACUCUAACUGGCGAAGGCACCUUUCAGGAAGAGGAAGACGUGGAUAUUGAGGUCAAAACUGAGGAACCUCCAUUCCUGGCUGGUCAGACAAAGAUGUCUCUUGAGCUCUCUCCAAUUCGAGUUGUAAAGGCUCCCGACGGUUCUCUCAACCGCGCUGCCAUGGCAGGGACGAAUCUCGCCAAGGAAAGACGAGAGUUGAGGCAGCAAGAAGCACAGGAUAGGGCUGCUGAACAAGCUGCUGAGAUCGAUCUAAAUGCACAGUGGCAGGAUCCGAUGAUUGCACCUGAAGAUCGGAAGUUUGCAGCCGACCUUCGAAACGCGCAGCAAACGAAACCCACUGAUUCAAUACCAGAAUGGAAACGUGUCACGAUGGGCAAGAACCAAUCCUUUGGUAAGAGGACUAAUAUGACGAUCAAGCAGCAACGUGAGAGUUUGCCAGUGUUCAAAUUCCGCAAGCAGCUGCUUGACGCAGUCCAAGAUAACCAGUUACUGAUCGUGGUCGGAGAUACCGGGUCAGGAAAAACUACCCAGUUAACACAGUUUUUUGCCGAGGCUGGAUAUGCGAAUAGGGGCAUCAUUGGAUGCACUCAACCCCGUCGUGUAGCAGCUAUGUCUGUAGCCAAGCGUGUGGCUGAGGAAGUCGGCUGCAGACUUGGCGCAGAGGUUGGAUACACGAUUCGUUUUGAAGAUUGCACUAGUCCUGAGACUAAAAUCAAGUACAUGACGGAUGGAAUGCUUCAAAGAGAAAUCCUUCUAGAUCCUGAUCUGAAGAAGUAUUCAGUGAUUAUGCUUGACGAAGCUCACGAACGGACAAUUGCAACUGAUGUGCUUUUUGGACUUCUGAAAAAGACUCUCAAGCGAAGGCCAGAUCUCAAAUUGAUUGUGACAUCGGCCACACUGGAUGCUGAGAAGUUCUCUGAGUAUUUCCAUAGAUGUCCUAUUUUCACGAUUCCGGGACGGACCUAUCCUGUCGAAAUUAUGUAUUCUAAGGAGCCUGAGUCGGAUUACCUUGACGCUGCGCUCAUCACGGUCAUGCAAAUCCAUCUGACGGAACCUGCUGGUGAUAUCCUCCUCUUUUUGACCGGGCAAGAAGAAAUUGACACAGCCUGUGAAAUUCUCUACGAGCGAAUGAAGGCUCUCGGUCCUUCAGUUCCUGAACUGGUCAUCCUCCCCGUCUACUCCGCUUUACCGAGCGAAAUGCAGAGUAGAAUUUUCGAACCCGCCCCACCAGGUGGUAGAAAAGUUGUCAUUGGGACCAACAUCGCUGAGACUUCAAUUACAAUCGACAAUAUUUACUACGUCAUUGAUCCAGGUUUCGUCAAGCAGAAUGCCUAUGACCCCAAGCUUGGAAUGGAUUCCCUGGUGGUUACCCCUAUAUCUCAGGCUCAGGCUAGGCAGCGGGCCGGCCGUGCAGGGAGAACAGGUCCAGGAAAAUGUUUCCGACUAUAUACUGAGGCAGCCUAUCAGUCAGAAAUGUUGCCAAACACAAUCCCUGAAAUCCAGCGUCAAAAUCUUUCUCAUACCAUUCUCAUGCUCAAGGCGAUGGGCAUUAAUGACCUUCUUCAUUUUGAUUUUAUGGACCCGCCUCCCACCAAUACUAUGCUUACUGCUCUGGAGGAGUUGUAUGCGUUAUCUGCUCUGGAUGACGAGGGUCUUUUAACUCGAUUGGGACGCAAGAUGGCAGACUUCCCAAUGGAACCAGCUCUUGCCAAGGUGCUCAUCGCUUCUGUCGACAUGGGGUGUUCUGAGGAGAUGCUUAGCAUCGUUGCGAUGCUUUCCAUUCAAUCUGUUUUCUAUCGCCCUAAGGAAAAGCAGCAACAAGCAGACCAGAAAAAGGCCAAGUUCCAUGACCCGCAUGGCGACCAUUUAACAUUGCUGAACGUAUACAAUGGAUGGAAAAACUCCAAGUUCAGCAAUGCCUGGUGCUUUGAGAACUUCAUUCAAGCGAGGCAAAUUCGCCGUGCCCAGGACGUUCGCCAACAACUGCUUGGUAUCAUGGACAGGUAUCAUCACCGGAUCGUUUCCUGUGGUAGAGACACAACCAAGGUACGUCAGGCAUUGUGUACAGGAUUCUUCCGAAAUGCAGCCCGCAAGGAUCCCCAGGAGGGAUAUAAGACCCUUGUUGAAGGUACACCUGUCUACAUGCAUCCUAGCUCCGCAUUGUUCGGGAAGCCAGCGGAACAUGUUAUCUAUCACACUCUUGUCCUGACCACCAAGGAAUACAUGCAUUGUACUACCAGUAUUGAGCCGAAGUGGCUCGUUGAAGCAGCCCCGACAUUCUUCAAGGUGGCGCCCACGGAUCGUCUUUCUAAGCGCAAGAGGGCGGAGCGUAUUCAGCCCUUGCAUAACCGGUUUGCAGGAGAGGAUGAUUGGCGUUUGUCGGCGCAGAGACGUCAGGGAAGAGGAGGUGGAGGAGGAACUUGGGGUUAA